AUGUUAAUUGGAUUCGCACUGACGUUUUUAACCGUUGUCUUUUUAGUGAUUCUAAUCUUAAAUACUUCGGUUAGAACAAAUGAAAAUGGAUAAAUAAUUGAGAUGACUCUCGAAAUUGUAUUAUUUGACUAAAUUUAAUUAGAAUAGAUAGAAAUAAAUAGAGUAAAAUAUUUUAAUCAAAGAAUUCAUCUCUGUUUACAUGCAAAUUUAUCAUAUGCUAAUCAGAAUUCCGUUAUUGUACUCCCAUUUACACAUUCUCAAUUAUUAUCAAAUGUCAAGUAUUAAAUAUUUAUAUUAGAUUCACCUAACUAGUUCUUGCUAUUUGGUGCUAGUAUUAGUGGAUUUUCAAUAGCACUUCAAUUUGUUUUUAGCUUGUUUAUUGAUAUGCAUUGUUUCGAAUUUAAAAUGAAAAAGCAAGAUUUCUUAGGGAGAUUUAAUUAGUAAAAGGUGCAUUUAGUAUUUGCGUUCCAAACAACUAUAGUCAUCUUAACAGGAUUGAAAAUAAACUCUAUAAUUGUUUAAGUCUUUUACUUCCUAUAUUUGUUUAUGAGCAUUCUAAUGAGUUAUAAUCAGCUAAUUUAUGUAGAAGUCCAAAUUUCAAGAUUGCAAUUUCAUAUAUCAAGCUACUUGUUUAUAUACUAGAUAACUCUUUUGGUGGUUCAACUUAGUCAUGUAUUUGAAAGUCUAAAUGUUUUAGGAUUUCUAAUGUUUUUUUAUCCCUUCACUGCUUAUAUUCUCAAAAUUCUAACGGAAAGAUAAAAGAUCUCAUAACUAAAAUCCAUAGGAAAUUCAUUGGAAAAAUAAAUUAGAUUUAUAUAUCACUUGUUUAAAAAAUAAAUAAAACUAAAGAAGGAGUAAAGAUCAUUGGAUCCAAUGGAAUCCUUGUUCAUGUACUCAUUUACUACAAAUCACUUGAGAUAUUGUUCCUAGAAUAGAGAAAGAAAAUUAUAAAAAUAGAUUAAAAUGAAAUUUCGGUGUUUCUGUGAAGAAUUUUCAGAAAAGGAAAACUUUUAAUUUGAUUCAAUCAGUUAGAUGAAGAUAUUUGCUAAGGAAUUGAUAUCAUAAACCUUAGAAGAUGAGAUUCUAGAAACUUCAAAUACAUAUUUAGCAUUGAUUUACAUUUACUUUUUAGUUCAAGUUAAGAAACUGCCGACUUAAGCAAUUUAUGAAGUGAUUCGACUGUCAAUGCAAACAUAAGUAAUUGAUCUUUCUUAUAAAGGGAAUGACAAUUAAGGAAUAGGCAAUCAUCUAUAAAUUGAAAUACGAUGCUUUGGAAGAAUUCGAUCAAUUAGUUAAAAAGAAUGAUCUCAAAAAUCAAAAGUAUAUAUUUAAACGAGUGUAUCAAUAUGAAGAAUCAGUAUCUAUAAUCAAAUAAAAUAUAUGCUUAAUUGCGAAAUAAUUUAAAGUAAUAGAAUUUAUUAUCAAUCUUAGGAAUGGUAUGCGUUGAUCUUAACAUCUGUUAUUGAUAUUGAUUAAUUGGUAACUAUUGGAUUUGAGAUUUUGAGGAAUAUUAAAGCUGUUGAGACCCAAUUACAGUAGGCAUUUACUAUAAACCCGCUCUCAAAUGAGUGCGACACAAUCUAUAAUCUAUUUUCUAAAUAUAUUUAAUACAACAAGAGCAGACCAAAGUUAUAUCGUUUGGAAGGAAAAUUGGUGACAUUAUUUAUGUAAUCAAUUGAAAAAACAAUAUUUGAUCCUGGUAGUUGUGUGAUUUAGAUCACUUUACUGCAGCCUAGAGGAAAUGUACUAAGAUACACAAGAUCGUUUUAGUAGGCAAUUGGUUUUAAGGAUGAAGAGAUCAAAGAUUAGAAUAUACAUAGAUUCAUGCCUUAAAUAAUUGCUGAUGACCAUGAUAUGUAUUUAGAUAAUUUUGUAGAGAGAGGAAGAAUCAUAGUGGUACGAUCUGAGGUUAGAGUGAUAUUGGGUAAGAACAAAGGCUAAUUUUUGGUUCCUAUUAAUACAAGAUUGAGAAUUGAAACAAGUCCCACUGAGUUUGGUGCUACUGCUCUUAUUACACCUGUGAAUCUGACAUUUGGAUAUAUGAUUUUAAAUGAGAAAGGACAAAUUGAAGAAAUUACUUAAAAUAUUUUCGAAGAAAUGUUCUAAAAGCAUUUAGGCAUCUAAAUAUCAUAAAUAAGAGGAUUGGAUUGCUUAUUUUUUGUGCCUCAAUUAGCUAAAAUUUGGGAGGAGAUUUAUGAUUAAAAUUUCGAUAAAUUAGAUAGAAAGUUUGAAUGCGAAUUCAUCAUUCCAUUAAUUAAUUAAAACAAAAGCAUGUCGUAAUCAUAAUUAUCAAAAAGUUUAUCCAAAUUAUAUUUUUAGAAGUAAAUUUAUAAGAAUUUUGAAAGUCAACCUAAUGAAAACGUUAUUUUUCUUGUUUAAUUACAUCUCAUAAGUUUGGUUACCAUAAAUUUGAGGUAUCAGUACUAUUUGAUUAUUUAGAUUAGUGAUAUUGGAAUUGUAAGAUUAUAGAUUGUUGGCAAAUUAAAGGCUAUCAAGUAAAUAAAUAAUAUAGUUAAGGGUGAGAACAUCUAAAUAAUUUAAUACUUAAUAGUUUCAAAACUCAACAAGUUUUAGGGAACAGACAAGUUUAUUGAAUUCGCCUUGGAUCAUAGAUUGCGAUUUAGAUCACAAUUUGUUGUAAGAGGAAGAAAGAAUGAUGGAUGAAGUCAAAAAUUAAUUGGCUACUGUUAACAUCACUAAUACAACUCAUCAUUAAUAAAUACAACUGAUUUAAUAUGCUUAAGAUGAAAUUGAAAGUCUCUAAGAGAAACCACCGUAAGAAGAAUAACCUUCAAUCAAGAUGGAUGAUAAGAAGAAGAAUCAAAUUAAUAAAGUGGACAAUUAAAAUAAUAACUCAAUCGGAAGUAGAUCUUCAUAAAACAAUCAAUCAUAAAUCAAAAGGCAAAUGAGAGAUUGCUUAAAUGAUACUCCUGCAAUUAACAAAAAACAAGCACUUGUUCUACUGCUAUUUUAUUUAUUGAUAAUUGGAUCAUACAUCAUAAAUUGCUUACUUUUUUAAUCAAAUUAUUAGAAGAUUUAAUAAAAUCAAUCCAGUUAGAAUUUGCCAUAUUAAUUAUCAUAUUUCUAUAAUGAAUUUGUGAUUUCUUACUUCUAUUUGAAAUAUAGUUUAUUAUUCCCAUUUUCUGAUUUGCAAUAGAUUAGUUUAGAUUUUUAUUAGAAUGAAAUUAAAAAUAUAGAUGAUGUAUUGAAGAAUAUACCAGAAAUAGAAACAAAUCAAGAUAAUUCAUUGCAACAACAAUCAAUUUAUAUUAUUUAAUAAAUGAUAAAUCAGAAAAAUAAUUAAUUAUUUAAUGACAACACUUUUUUGAAUAAUACCAUAUACUUUGAGAGUGUGAUAAACAUCUUAUAUGCUGCAGAUACAACUAGAAAUAUUAUAGACAUCUAAUAUAUGUAAAUAAUUUAUAAUAUUUAUGAAUAUUAUUUUUAGAGUUAUAGCUGAAGAAAUAGGUCUAGUGUUAUUUAUCUGUUGGUAUGCCUACAAGUGCAUUAAACUUAUACAAAUGAAAUAAAAAGUAUUCAAAUUGUUUUGUACAUUCACUACAGAUGUAAUCUAAGAACAAUAUUUAACGUUUUCUUCAUUAUAUUCACUUAUGAACACAGCAAAAUUCAAAAAGGAAGAUACUAAUGAAGAGAAAUUCGAAAUGGUCAUGGCAUAAGCUUUUCACAGAUAAUCAAGUAAUUCAAUUUUGGAUAAAUACCAAAAAGUAGGAAAAAGUAUAAUUUAAAAAAGUACGUAAAAUGUUUAAAUAUUAUAGGAAAUGAUUCAACACAAAUAAUCUUUUUCUUAUUUGUUUUGAUAAUGAUGAUUGUGUGUUCCAUUUAUUUUAUUGGUAGCAAUUUAAUGCAUCAAGCAACUAUUGAUAAAAUUCUAGUCUAAUUUAAUGAUAAGAUAUUGUUUUAAUAAGCCUGUUAUGAGAUCACUUUGGCAUUUGCCUAAUCCUCUGUUUUCAUUUAAACAUAAAUCACUAGUGACACCCUAAGAAUUUAAAAUUAAACUGUUAGUUAACUCAAUGAUUUAAGAAAGAAAUUGUCAUUGUAUCAAGAGGAUGAGACCAUUUACAACAUAGUGACAAAAUCAGCUUGUAAUAUUUUCAAUGAUUCAUUGUAAGUUUUCAAUUUAAUUACAUUAGAACAAGUUUAGAGUAAUAUGAUGAAUUAUUUUCGUAUGACUAAUGUAUGAGUUAUCCCAUUUUGCAGGGAGGGUUGAGUGUAAUCUUUGCAGACUUAUGUGAUCAAUAACUCAGAUUUUUGUAGGAUUUAGAAAACAAUGCAACUUUGGAAUAUCUUCAGUCUAAUUAUUAUUCGGUUACAUCUUAAAUCGAAAGACUAUACGAUUCAAUGGGAUUUUUUGUUAUUGUUUCAACCUUGACUAACCAAAUAAAGAAAUCAGUAGAAGACAAUACAACAAUAGACAUUAUUUUGGUAGUGUUUUCGGCUUUAUUGAUGACGAUUUCAAUGAUAACAAUGGUUAUCUCAAUGAGAAAUAUUCGAUCGCAUUAUUAAAAAAGCAAAUAACUGCUAACUCUAGUUCCUUUAGAAAGAUUACUCGAAAAUGCUUAUAUUUUAAGCUUUUUAUAAUAAGAUAUUAAACUUCAAAAUUGA
Paramecium octaurelia is the source of this 4623-nucleotide messenger RNA. The record is from the annotation of a GenBank genome assembly. Lineage: Eukaryota; Ciliophora; Oligohymenophorea; Peniculida; Parameciidae.